Molecule: messenger RNA, 900 nt
Organism: Camelina sativa (false flax)
Lineage: Eukaryota; Viridiplantae; Streptophyta; Magnoliopsida; Brassicales; Brassicaceae
Source: RefSeq, a predicted model, not a curated record
ACCAAGAGUAUCCGGGAUCUUACCCGAGAAACUGUUUUCAGACAAAUCAAUGUACACAAGUCAGCUACAGUUCCCUCAACUGGAAGGUAUAAUCCCAGAGAAAUUGUUAGAACUCAUAUCCAAAAUCUCUAAGCUUCUGAGCUGCCCUAUUUUAGGACCCAAUUGGCCUGAAACACCUGAACCAUUGAAGUUGAGAGACGUAACGUUCUUAGAAUCAUCACAGAUAAUACCAAACCAGUUACACGGAGUGGCUUCAGAUGAAUUUGUCUUCCAUGUCGAAGUAUUCCGUGGUACUUUGUCCAAAUGCUUCCGAAGCAAGAGUAAAGUUAACCCAUCUGGGUUUAGACAAGAAACAGAAACUAUACAAGUCGAGACAAAGAGACAGAAUAGCAGAAGAAUAUCGAACAACCCAUGAUUCUUCAUCUGAGACUUAAAGAUCAAGAAAGAUGACCAAAUGGAGUUACCAUGUGAGAUGAGGGAAAGAGGAGAGAGAAAAGAAGGAAACAAAAUAGAACUUGACUGACGCCAAUAAUAGACAGAAGCACAUAAAUGUUAGAUAUGGGUUUUAAGAGAAUCUACAAAUUGUUAACAAGAAAAUUUGUAAGUUGAGAAUUAGAUGACCGUUGUAUAGCAAAUUAAGGAGAUCUUUAGUAUUCUAGCCUACAUUGUAACUAUUCCUAAAAUAGUUUCUCUUCGCAAUUUCCUAUGAAUUGAAGAAAGAAUUAUAAAAGCGGGUGGAACAGACACUAUCAUAAUUGGACUGAGUUAUAUAUAGAAAAUAUUUUCAAACUAUCCUUUAUCAUUCCCAUUAACAUCUCCCAAACUCUCUCUACAACUUUGCACAUAUACAAGUUUAAAUUUUCCCAAUCUUGAGAGACAAACUUACCAAAAGUAUGAAUC